Molecule: messenger RNA, 1648 nt
Organism: Aedes albopictus (Asian tiger mosquito)
Lineage: Eukaryota; Metazoa; Arthropoda; Insecta; Diptera; Culicidae
Exons: 5
Coding region: 1-1602 (533 amino acids)
Source: RefSeq, a predicted model, not a curated record
AUGGCGGGUGUCCUUUGUCCAACGAAGGGCCUUUGCUGGACGUUCUUGGCGCGAAGUGGUCGAAGUGUCGAAUUUCGACCGAUCCUUGGUCUGGCGGUUGUGGAAAUCCGGCUCGAAGGACCAGUUUAUGUCGGAGAGCAUCCGACCGCAGUAGUGUUCGACCUCCACACGACCUUCACCAGAACCAAACUAACGAAAGUGUUUCUCUUCCUCCAGUCUCUGGCUCUAGUCGCACUACUGGCAGCGGUAGAAGCUCUGACGAAUGAUAACAUUGACAUCACAGUGGAUGUUGAUAAAGACUCGAAAACCUAUCAUCAAUUCAAAACGCGGGAAGGCUCGUUCAACUAUGGCUACAACGUCGCCAAGCAGAACUUUAACCAGUUCCAGCACAAAGUUCGCGGACCGGACGAUGUAACCUACGGGUGCUACGGAUUCGUGGAUCCCAAAAAUGGUACCCAUCUGUACCAUUACGUUUCCGAUCUGAAAGGCUAUCGAGUGGUACCGCCGAACAAGCCAACCAAAAUCUAUCGACAACGCGUGGCGGAGAGUGUAAAGCAACUGCUGGAAGCUGUGGAGGAAAAUCUGCCAUGGGAUCGGUUGUAUUUCCCUGAAGUCUGUCGGUACUUGUAUCUCAGUCAUAAGCAAUCGAACAAGUUCGUCCUUCCUCCGGACGUCGUCGUCAACGAGGAUGGCAGCGUAACAAAGGAAACCCCAGCACCGACGCAAGCCCCCAGAGAAGUGCCACCACCCCGACCAGCCCCUGCCCGGCCAACAGCUGUUGAAACAGGAGCGAAAAUUACACCCGAUGCCAGCCAGCAACAGGCGACGACAGCCAGUCGGCCAGCACCCCCAAGGGCACCCAUUCAAUACAGCCCACCUGCUGCUCCGGUGACUGCUGCUCCCACAGUCAGACAAACAAGACCUACGACAACAACUCCCCGUCCAACCGUCGCCAGCAACAGGGCCCCCGCAUUCAUUAACCAACAACCGCAGGGUCAAAGUUUUACUCCGGUGCGUGUUGCUCCUGCUCCUGCUCCGGCCACCCCCAGACCGGUCGCUCCACCAACCACCGCGGCACCGAAGCGAAUUAGUAACGAUUUCACCGGAAGCCCAUCGAAGAUUGUCGCCAAGCCAAUCGAAAGCAAACCGAUUCAGAAGCCUAGCCUAGAAGUUCGAAGACCUAACGAACCACAAGCCACGACUUACAGAGAAACCGUUCUGCCCUCCGGUAAGCCCCAGGAUCUGGAUGCCAUCCAUCAAGACGUUCGAGAAGUGAAAGCCUCCCUGAAGAAGCUUCUGGAUCACAUCUUCUCACGUAAAGCUGACUGUGAUACGCCACAUUCGAGAGCUCCGAACGGAGUGCACCCAGGAGCAGCUGUCACCCCCACCGGACAUGUCACUGCCUACCUGCCACUGGUUUUGGCAGACUUCCCAGCCGGAGCUUCAGCAGUAGCAGCACCAGCAGUCCAUUCGUCCCCCGUUGCUACGGUUCCACUGACAGGAGCUCAUCCUAGCGGAACCGUUAAGCUGGCACUGCCGGCACUUCCCGCCUACCAGCCGCCACAGUGUCCGGUGUGUCGAAGUGAUAGCUUCAAGAAGUGAAUGCUCAGUUGUAUUUAAUAUGUGUAAUAAAUUAAUUUUAAAUAAA